This is a messenger RNA of Pezoporus flaviventris, 1332 nucleotides long. RefSeq names its product serine/arginine repetitive matrix protein 1-like. The transcript is spliced from 6 exons. The coding region runs from base 1 to 1332 and encodes 443 amino acids. NCBI's taxonomy places the organism in Eukaryota, Metazoa, Chordata, Aves, Psittaciformes, Psittacidae. The record is from RefSeq and is a predicted model, not a curated record.
AUGGCCGCCCCAACGUGCCGGUCUUCCCCUCCUCCGCUCCCAGGGGAGACGACCCCCGCCCCUCACCCCACCAAACCGCGGCACCCCACGGCGGCCCGGGUGGUUCCGAGCUCCCGGCGUAGCGCGGAGGUGCCAGCCCAGUCUCAGCGCGAGGCAAGACCGGAGCGAGGGCACUGGUGGGCGGGGGGGACCGACAGCGCCACCGCCUCUACGGGGGAGGCGGACCGCGACACACGGGGACCCCGGCUGGAGCCCCGCGCUCGCUCACGCCCCCUCCUCACGGCGUUGGAGUGCGAGCGGCCGGCCGGCGGCUGGUGCCGGCGCCGGCUCGUGGGGACUCGCCGGUGUGUGAGCCGCCGCGCGGAAGAAGCCGUUCCACGUCUGACAGAGACGCCCCCCCCCCUUUACCGCCCGCCCUCACCUCGAGCUGGCGCUGCCUCCCCGCGCUGCCGGCUCUGCCGCUUCGCCCGCCGCUACCCCUCACGUCCGCCCGCCACCGCGCCCCGCCGCCGUCCCCCUGGUGCCGGGCCCCGCGGUGGGCUAGGCAGCCAGCCCUCGCCCCCGCCACCCAGCCGCGGCUGCCGCAGGGAAGGGACUGCAGCGACUGCCAGCAGGGAGCAGAGGAGAGGAGCAGAGCUGCCGGAGGCUCGUGCAGCGCGCUGCGGCUGGCUCUCCGGGCAUGGACUGGGCUUCGCCCUCAGCCUGCCCGCGGAGAGGAGGGCGGUGACCGGCCGCCCAGCCACCCGGGGAGGAGAAGCACCCUCUCCUUCGCCGCGACCCAGCUCACGCCCGGUUAAAUGUCACGGCUUUCUGGCUGCUCCCCGCCGUCGCCCCGCGCGUCGCUCACCUCGGGAGGGGACUGUGAAGGUGGUGGCAGAGGCAGCCCCGGCUGUGGCGCGCCCCGCCGCCGCUCGCCGUGAGGGAGCGCUCCGGCAGCCGCCAGGGUGGGCCCAAAAAUGGAAACAGGGACCCAGCGAGGUUGAAGAACCUCCAUCCUUGAAUGCAGUCAAGUCUUUACUAGUAAAUAACCAGUGGAGCUGGACAACUUGGCAGCAAACUCUUUGUCUUUCCUGCUUCUAUCUGUGGAGCCUGGUUUGCAAGAAUUGGGAUGUUUUUAGCUCAAUGGCAGCUAAAGAAGUGACAGUGAAAACAAAGAGUAAAAUUUCCAAAACAUUUAUAAUUGACACAGCAGCAGACACAAGCUCGUCUUUUUCCAUCAUGUAUGAUAACUUGAACUUUCUGCCAGCCACAGGUGUCGAUGCAGGUGAGAUCCGAGAUCUGCAAAUACAAGAACUACAUGAUGUUGAAAAGCCACAGUCAAGUACUGGAUGA